AUGGGUGACGAGGAGCCUCAGGAAGAGGCUGACUCCAGUCUGUCGUGGCAAGACUUACCUGAGUGUGUCAAGAAGGCUCUUGAUCAGGAGUCGCGACAGCCUUCUCCCGAGAUUUUGUCGAAUUUGUUUUCAGAUGAUUCAGACAUCAAAGAUUUUGUGGAAUCACUGGGACUUACAAUGGGCUCAGCUGAAUGGUUCAGUGCAUGCGAGAUUCUUGAAAAGGUUUGCGCUGAUGUAUCACCGGCUGCAGAUCGUGUCGUGAGGACUAGAGCGGUGCAAGGUCAGCUGGCGCAAACGUCCUCAUCGAUUUCAGCUGGGCCUCAGCAGCAGCUUGAAGUGAGCACUGGAUGGCUUCAGACAAGGGCCGGUGCAAAGCGGUCUCUUACAGCGUGGCCGUGUCGGUUGGCCAAGAAACUUGCCUUGGCCAAGCACGAUCGUGCGAGGGCCGAUGCUGAGGCUGCAGAGCUCCGACGCUGGAGGCAGGCUUUAGCGAAGGAGCUGAAAAGGGCUGGUAUGCCGGUGUGCUCAAUGGCAAGUUACGCCCUUGAUAGCCAAGCUGUACUGGAGGCGUCAGCAGGAACGCUUAGAGCGUCCACUCUAAGGCGGCACGUGAGGGAAUGGUCCAAGUUUUCGGCAUGGUUUUUCGCUGUUGAGGGGACAGUGUUCCCCACGCAUCUGGGCAUCUUGAUGAAUUAUGUGGAAGAGCUGGCGCAGGAACCUUGUGCCAGGACCAGGCUACAGUCUGUGCUCUCUGCAGUGAUUUUCUUCGAGAGGGUCGGAGGAGUCAAGGUCGAGGCCUCCAUCUCUUCUCACGUCCUGGUGCGGAACUUGGUUCGGGUUCGCACUGCUGAGCUUGAAGCAGGGGCGCCGCCGACAAAACAAGCUCCGGCAUUGGCCCUCAUCAUGGUCAUGUCUUUAGAGGCUGUGGUUGUGAAUUCUGCGCAUAAGAAGUUCGUCAGAGCGUAUGCGUGGGCACGGCUAUUGAAACUAUGGACAUCUAGCAGGGCCAAUGACCUUCAGGGCAUUCUACCGGAGCAGAUGACGAUGUCUUCACAAGGACUACGAGGAGUUUUCGAUAGAACGAAAACCUCGGGAGCUGACAAACGCAUCAGAUGGCUGCCGUUCUUUGUUUGCAAGGAUGCUUGGCUUUUGCGUAGCGAUUGGCUGGCUGCCGGAUAUGAGAUCUGGGCUUCUGAUGGUUUUGCCUUCUCCAGGGAUUAUCUGGUGCCUCGGCCUACAAAGGGACUGACCUCCUGCCUGCCAGUUAUGGCGAGCUAUGUGGAUAUGUCAACGAUGUCCAAGCAGCUCCUGUGGGAGCUAAAGCGGCCCGAGUUGACCGAGGCUGGGAGUGUGCGUCUUACUGAUGUUGCGCUCUUCGAGGAUCCGAGUGUUGUAGGUCUUGAUGAUUUGUUUCAGGCGCUACAGAGGGCCGGUGUCGAGAGCUCGGUGCGUGACAGGGCUCUUGACCUCUUGCGGCCGUUGGAGGGACUCCUGAGGUCAAGGAUACAUGCAAGUUCUUUGGAGAAGCUGCGGCGGCUUCAUCGUGUAGGUGGAUGCGGCAGCACGCCUGAGUCUGUGGCAAACUGUGAGUUGUUUGAGUCGCUGGAGGGCGUUUCUUACGACUGGCAAUGCAAGCACUGCUUCAAACCUGAGCAGGGGCAGCAGGCAGCACAGGCGAAUGCUUCGGGAUCGGAGGACUUUUCCUCCAGCACCGCCGAUGAGGCACAGACCUCAGGAACGAUCAGUUUCUUCAUCACGCGUCUUGAGGGCCUCAUGGAGCCGGAGCCCGCUUCAGAGCCGUCUGCUGAGCUUCACGAGAGGGAAAGCACGGAUGAUACUUUCUUGCUGCUUUCUGACCAUGUGUGGGAGCUAGAGCAGCGGGUGGCAGUUCUGGAGCGGCGACUGAUUGCGGUCGACCCGGGAAAGGGCAAAGGCAAAGCCCUGAAACGUGCAUUGGCUGCUGCAGCAGCCGAGGAGGCCCCUGGCAAGAAGGAGAACGUCUCUCAAGGACUCGAUUCUCCUCCACAAUCCGACAUUUCUUUCCUCUAUCUCUUCGCGGGAGAGUCUCGCCGGGCUGACUUGAAAUCAUUCCUGGCGGCUGCCUGCGAGAAAGCCGGGCUGUCAUUCCGCUAUCAAGAAGUUGAUAUCGGGGAAUCGGCUCCGGAUGUUCUUUCAGAUUCUUUUUGGUUGAGAUUGCUCAAUCAAGUUCGACGACAUGAAUUCAAUCUUCUUUUCAUGAGCCCGCCAUAUUCUACAUUCAACCGGGCCACGUUCGUCAAUCGCACAGGACCGCCGCCUCUGCGGAACUCGGACUGGCCGGAAGGUUUUCCCUGGCUAUCCGGUGUAUGGAAAUCCAAGGCAGAAGCUGGAACGAGUUUGGUGCGCCGGGUAUUGUCCUUAGCCACCCUGGCCACCAAGGAGCAUGUACCCUGGUUGAUCGAGCAUCCGGAAUUUUUGGGUGCUACAGCGGCUGGUACCCCGGCUUCGAUCUGGACUUGGGAAGAAGCUGUUCGUGUUUUCCAGGAGACUCGCGCCACUUCGGUGGCCCUUCAUCUUUGUGCCUUCGGCGCCGCUCAGAGGCGGCCGACACGAUUAGCUGGAACCUGGCACGGUCUACGAUCGGUUGGUGUAUCCGGUUGGCCGCGACUCGACCCUCAGCAGCACUAUCGAGGGCCGUUGUCUCGCAAAUGCGGUCAUGCACACGCCCCUCUCAUCGGCACCGACGAAAAUGGUCAUUUUCUCGCCGGGCCGGCUGCUUACCCUUCGGGCUUCUGUGAGGCGCUGGCCAGUAUUGCGGUUCUCACCUUCAGGCAAAGAGUGUCCUCCGAAUCGGUGUUGGGGGAGGAGCAAGCUCGUUCUUCAGACACUCUUGAGAAUGCGACUUCGACAGCGGUGGUCCAUCAGGCUGAGGCUCUGGCAGGGCGCUUGCAACACUCGGCGGUCUCGAAGGAGUCUUUGCUUCAGAUCUUCGACUUGCUUCCCGGCGAAGAAUUGGCCCGAGAUGGUGUCACUUGGAAGGAUUCGAAAUCUUUUGCUGUCGGGGCUUAUGCCGUGGGCGGUAGCCUGGCCGGCCUUCGUAGGAACUCCAGGUUGUUUCCCGGGGUGGUUAGGGUUUUGUGUAGGUUCGUUCGGGGAUUGGACGCGAGCAUUACAUUCUCUGCCAUUGCGAUUUUUCGCAACCUUCAGACGGCCCCGCAUCGAGAUACAGGCAAUGAGCGAGGAUCGAGAAAUCUCGUGGCAGGGCUCACGUCCUUUCGGGGCGGGGGCAUCUGGACUCAGGAUGGCGGAGGUCAAGAACCGUGCCCUUCGAAUCCCUCAUUAGGCUUGGGACAUACUCUCGAGUUAGAUGAUGGCUGUCACGCUUGCUUCGAUCCCACCGCUUGGCACUGCACGCAGGCUUGGGAAGGAACUAGAACCGUACUCGUGGCAUACACUCCUCGGGUGAAUCCCUCCUUUCCUUCGGCCGACUGGAGGUUUCUGGAGGAGCUGGGGUUCAAUUUGCCACCCCAGCCGGGGGUUGCAUCCUUGCCACGCGCGGUGAAGCGCAUCCUGGAGGACAACAACGAUGAUGCCGUGCCGAAGGACGAUGAGUGGUGGAGGCCUAAACCCGACAACCAGGACGACGAGGAGGAGGGUGGCUCAACUUCUGAAGAGGAUGUCGAUGGCGUUCCCAAGGCAAAGCUAGGUGAAGGCUUACUCGGCUUUGGACCUCCUGGCCAACGAAUUGCUGAGUGGAAAGAGAAGCGGGUAUCCAAAGCCGCUGCCAAGCUUAAGAAGGCUGAACGGUUGCGCGAGAAGGAUCCCUGGAAGUGA
Messenger RNA from Symbiodinium sp. CCMP2592, 3813 nucleotides. Lineage: Eukaryota; Dinophyceae; Suessiales; Symbiodiniaceae. The record is from the annotation of a GenBank genome assembly.